Messenger RNA from Candidula unifasciata, 470 nucleotides. NCBI's taxonomy places the organism in Eukaryota, Metazoa, Mollusca, Gastropoda, Stylommatophora, Geomitridae. The record is from the annotation of a GenBank genome assembly.
AUGUAUUCAGCCGGAUUGGAAAACCAACAAGAUUCAAGCAGUCCUAGUCAACAGAAAGAUUUUCCUUCUAAAAGUGGACAUUUGUCUGAAAUCAUCUUCACGCCAGAAGCUUCAAAGAAAGAUGAAAAUACUGAUUUGAUGGAAGGGAUGCCAGCAAGUUUCAAAUCCCCUCUGGCCGGAGUAAAUGCUGGGGCUAAAGUUCACGAGAAGCCGUCAGAUUCGAGUAACUCUGACAAUAGUAAGAAAAAUUCAAACGUUAGUCCGGAAAGCUAUGGUCAGUUCAGACAUCAGCAGUGGCAGCACACAGAUGGGGACAUAAGGCACCAGCUUCUGGUGCAGAGGAUGCUCAGUAAUCAUGAUGGGACGGAUCACCCGGAGCCCCGCACUUCAAGUCCAUUACGAAAAGUGAGGAUCUGUACGGUGGCGCCUGGAAUGCAGACUGUGACAGUCAGUCCUAGCAGUGGGACGCU